GAAGUGAAACGCCAAGAGAAAUUCUACCAAUCGGAAGUGACAGACGCGGGCUUUAUGAAACUGUUUUGUACGUUUGACCUGUUAAACAACGUUCUUCGAACAUGCUGAAGAAGGCACCAAAUUUGAAAAAAAUUGUGAAGUCAAAGACGAAAAGCAACAUUAACGUAAGACUGACGUCUGAAGCAAUGCUUGAGCUCAGUACCAUGCUCUUCCUGAAGAACUUGGCCAAGGCGGCAAAAGCCAAAUCUUUUGAGGAGAAAUCUGCUACUAUCAAGCCUCGACACGUCAAAGCCGUCACCAAGAAAAUGCUGAAAAGGGCACGAGGAUGAAGACCAUGAAUGUAUUUUUGUACACUCUGAAAUGUUUCCUAUCCAGCUUUUAAAAAUAUAUUUUAUUGAAUUUUUCUAAACAAGCCAAAUUUUUCCAAGAACUUCCAAAUGAUCGAAGCAUAGGUUCAGUCCUCUUUGCGGAUAUUGACAGACAUUACUGUAAAGUGAUGCAUGUGUACCUUACCCUGCCAACUUUUAUGAGUACAGCAAGAAGCUGAUUUAGAUUUUUUUUUUUCUCCUGCACCAAGGAAUAACAUAACUAAAAUUGUUGUUGUUCCCCUUUUACAUUUUGUUCCAUCAUUCUCCAUCAACCACGAAAUAGCCUUGCUAACGGACAGACUUGUUUUUUUUAAAUUAACUGGGCAAAUUUGAUUAUGUUAAGCAACAUGUUGAUCACAAUCUACAUACUAUUUUUGUUGAUGGAAUAUCAGCCGCCCCUGCGAUGAGGUGGCGACUUGUCCGGGGUGUACCUCGCCUUCCGCCCGAAUGCAGCUGACAUAGGCUCCAGCACCCCCCACGACCCGAAAGGGACAAGCGGUAGAAAAUGGAUGGAUGGAAUAUCACCCUUGACGUUAUGCCAUGUGACCAGUCAACUACAUCUACAUCUACUUUUGAACUUAAUUUGUUUUUAAAAAACAUGUUAUUUUGUCUGAUUGUCAUGUUCUGUUUAGCUUUCUCAACUAUUAAAGAACUACUUAAUCAA
Molecule: messenger RNA, 1032 nt
Organism: Entelurus aequoreus (snake pipefish)
Lineage: Eukaryota; Metazoa; Chordata; Actinopteri; Syngnathiformes; Syngnathidae
Gene: cenpw
Product: centromere protein W
Exons: 3
Coding region: 102-329 (75 amino acids)
Biological process (GO): mitotic cell cycle; chromosome segregation; kinetochore assembly
Cellular component (GO): kinetochore; nucleoplasm
Molecular function (GO): protein heterodimerization activity; DNA binding
Source: RefSeq, a predicted model, not a curated record